Molecule: messenger RNA, 1524 nt
Organism: Chrysochloris asiatica (Cape golden mole)
Lineage: Eukaryota; Metazoa; Chordata; Mammalia; Afrosoricida; Chrysochloridae
Gene: ZNF71
Product: zinc finger protein 71
Exons: 3
Coding region: 1-1524 (507 amino acids)
Biological process (GO): regulation of immune system process; negative regulation of transcription by RNA polymerase II; regulation of cytokine production
Source: RefSeq, a predicted model, not a curated record
AUGGCCACCCAGCUGCUGACGGAGGAGGCCCCGGAAUCUGUGACCUUCAGGGAUGUGACUGUGGACUUCACCCAGGAGGAGUGGCAGCAGCUGGAACCUGCUCAGAAGGCCCUAUACAGGGAUGUGAUGAUGGAGAACUACAGGAACCUGGUCUCGCUGGAAGGAACAUGGAAACAGAGCGACUGCCGGGAGAGGCAGCCGGGAAGUGCAGACACCCAUUUGGAGUCACUGGAAAUUUCUCAUGACAACAAGCUCACUAGGGAAUUAGGUCCUGAUUAUAAUGCAUUUAAGGCUGCUGUUAACCAGAAUUCAACCUUGGUGCCACCAAGUCUGGAAGAUCCAACAGAAAUAAAGGCCCUUCCAAUUGCAAUGCAUGAAAAGCACUUCGCAAGCAACUCAGACAUAAAUAAACCCUUGAAACUCUAUGUAGAGAAGAAAUCUUACGAUUGUAGUGAGUGUGGCAAGGCUUUUAGCCGGAGCUCCUCCCUGAUAAAACACCAACGGAUUCAUACGGGAGAGAAACCAUUUGAGUGUAACAUCUGUGGGAAGCACUUCAUUGAACGCUCCUCCCUCACCAUUCACCAGAGAGUUCACACUGGAGAGAAACCCUACAAAUGCAACGAGUGUGGGAAAGCCUUCAGCCAGCGAACGAAUCUCAUUGUGCAUCAGAGGACUCACACUGGGGAGAAGCCGUAUGUGUGCAGCGUGUGUGGGAAAGCUUUCCGGAAGACCUCGUCCCUCACGCAGCACGAGAGAAUCCACACCGGAAAGAAACCCUACAUCUGUGGGGACUGUGGGAAAGCCUUCAGCCAGAACAUGCACCUCAUUGUACACCAGAGGACACAUACUGGAGAGAAACCCUAUGUGUGUAGUGAGUGUGGACGAGCCUUCAGCCAAAAUAUGCACCUGACUGAACAUCAGAGGACUCAUACUGGAGAGAAGCCCUACGAGUGUAAGGAGUGUGGGAAAGCCUUCAGUAAGAGCUCAUCCCUUACUCUCCACCAGAGAAAACACACUGGAGAGAAACCUUAUAUAUGCAAUGAGUGUGGGAAAGCCUUCAGCCAGAGUUCUUACCUCAUCCAGCACCAGAGAUUUCAUAUUGGGGUGAAACCCUUUGAAUGUAACGAGUGUGGGAAGGCAUUCAGCAAGAACUCAUCUCUCACUCAACACCAAAGGAUUCACACAGGAGAGAAACCCUACGAGUGCUACAUUUGCAAGAAGCACUUCACGGGACGCUCAUCUCUCAUUGUGCAUCAGAUUGUCCAUACUGGAGAGAAGCCCUACAAAUGCAACGAGUGUGGGAAAUCCUUCAGCCAGAGCGCAUACCUCAUUGAGCACCAGAGGAUCCACACCGGAGAAAAGCCCUACAAAUGCAACGAGUGUGGCAGGUCCUUCAUCAAGAACUCUUCACUUACAGUCCACCAGAGAAUCCACACAGGAGAGAAACCCUAUGAAUGCAGUGAAUGUGGGAAAACCUUCAGUCGGAACACUAACCUUACUCGGCACCUGAGGAUUCACACCUAG